Molecule: messenger RNA, 734 nt
Organism: Apodemus sylvaticus (European woodmouse)
Lineage: Eukaryota; Metazoa; Chordata; Mammalia; Rodentia; Muridae
Product: leukocyte immunoglobulin-like receptor subfamily B member 4A
Exons: 3
Coding region: 72-653 (193 amino acids)
Biological process (GO): cytokine-mediated signaling pathway
Molecular function (GO): inhibitory MHC class I receptor activity
Source: RefSeq, a predicted model, not a curated record
AAUACAGAAGUUUCUCUUCCUGUAAUAGCUGUGAUAUUGAAAACCCAUGACAGGAAGGACCUGCCCAUAAGAUGACAUCCACAUAUUGCCUGAUGAUACAGAACAUUUGCCAGACUGGCCCAGGACAACAGCUACGGACACUACUGGGACUCACCAUGAUGGUCAUGCUCACAGGGCUGUUGUUCCUUGGUUUUAUUGUGGAACACAAGAUGGCAGGACAGGCAGGACAUCUUCCAAAGCCCAUCAUCUGGGCUGAGCCAGGCUCUGUGAUUGCCUUACAUACACCUGUGAUUAUCUGGUGUCAGGGUUCCUGGGAGGCCCAGGAGUAUCGUCUGUAUAAAGAGCAAAAUGGAUACCCUUGGGACACUCAAUUCCCUCUGGAAACCAAGAAUAAGGCCAAGUUCAACAUUCAACACACGACAACUGACUAUGCAGGCAUCUAUAAGUGUUAUUUUAGGACCUCUGUUGGACACUCACAGCACAGUGAUGCCAUGAAGCUGGUGGUGACAGGGGAGUGGAUGCUCUGGGAACCAUGUAUGUGCCUUCUCCUGAGAAGGAGGUCUGUUCUCUGGGAGCUCUUCUCUCAGAGUCCAGUCCUAGAAGACAAUAUCAAUAACUCUUGUUCAUUUCAUAUCUUGCACCUUGUAUCCUAGGAGCACAUGAAAAGCCCAGCCUGUCAGUCAGGCCAAGCACUAAUGUGACUUCUGGAGUGUCCGUAGCCUUUACCUGUAGCU